AUGCCUCUUUUAAAAAUCUGCAGCGCGUGCAGAACACUCCGCUACAGCAUUGUAGCGGAGUCAAUGGUUGAUUUAAAAAAGAAAGGUACGUGAAGCAGAUAUUUAAUACAACUCUUGUACUACAGUGUUGAGUUUUUAAUAUUAAAACGAACUUUAUAAUAAAUACUGCAUAAGCUUACUGUUUUUAAACAAAGCACUACUCACUAUUUUUUUGAUAUAAAAGAUAUAUGAUUACGUUUGUGCCUAUAUUGUUGAUUGACAUUUCCCCUUUUGCUUUUUUGUACAUAUAAAUCUAAAAUUUGAUACUGUAGUUUAUACAAUUUCUAAGCUUGAUGUGUAGUCUAGUGUGAGAAUAUGACUUAUCCUUGUGCACUCUAUGGUAAUAAAAUGGAUGUUAUUAGGAGCAUAUUGCAGUGGAUUAAAACACGUGUGUGUUAUACAGAUUCUGUAGCAUAUUUUUUUGUGGAAAAAAAAAUUAACAAAUAUGUUGUGCAUCUUUAUAAACCAAAAUAUAAUGGUCAAUUCGUUUUGUCUUUAUAAACUAACAGGCAAGGAAAAGUUAAACGGAGACAGCAUUGUUUUGGAAGAGGAUGGGAGUGUGGUUGAUGAGGAUGACGUUGUGAAGGCUCUUGACAAGAACACAGUUCUGAUGGUCUUAAAAGAAGACGAAUCUUGGGCUCCUAUUUCACAAGCAAGUGUUUCACAAAACAUGGAAGAAAAAAAAGGAAGAAGGAACACAGAGAGAACAUCGACCACAGAUGGAUGUAUGCGUCUUGAUAAUUUCGGUGGCACUUUAAAACUACGGAAACCAACAGAAGAGGUAUGA
This is a messenger RNA of Porites lobata, 826 nucleotides long. The record is from the annotation of a GenBank genome assembly. NCBI's taxonomy places the organism in Eukaryota, Metazoa, Cnidaria, Anthozoa, Scleractinia, Poritidae.